Molecule: messenger RNA, 2734 nt
Organism: Ciona intestinalis (vase tunicate)
Lineage: Eukaryota; Metazoa; Chordata; Ascidiacea; Phlebobranchia; Cionidae
Source: RefSeq, a predicted model, not a curated record
CAUCCCAACAACAAGUAUUGUUAGGUAAUAGUGGUUGUUUAUAAUCACCUGUAUACGACAAUGGAGGAAUACGUAUUGAAUAUAAAGACUUCCAAUCGUUUCCUGACGGCUGGUACUUUAUGUGGGGUUCAUGUACGUAUCACGGGUCGCAAUGGAACAACAUCGGAUUGGACACAAGUAGACACGGCGGCUUCAUAUCUAAGAACGGUGAAACGGGGUUCCACUGUACAACAUGUGUUGCGUCAUGAUGGAGAAGAUCUCGGACCACCGAUCGUCGUCGGAUUAAAGCUUUCCACGAUGGCGAUCGACAUUUGGUAUUGUGACGAAAUAACAAUCGAAUACGAGAAUAAAAAUUACGAGUUUCCGGUUUACGAUUGGGUAGAGGCGGACGAGCUUUCUGUGACGUCAGGAGAAGGUAAACUGCCCCAAAACGAGACCAGUGACGUCAUCAAGAGAUUACGCAAGCACGAAGUGACGUCAAACAUUGGCAAGUUUCAAUGGUGCGUCCCAACCUCAAAUGACCUUAGUUGGGGAAUGCCUCGACAUAUAAACGCCGAAACUUUUGUGGAUCUGCCGCGAACUUUUAGCAGAAAUUACGACAAGCUUCGUAGCAUUGGAACCUCGGGGCUCACUGUGGCUUAUAACGCGACAGCUAAUUUAUUAAGAGGUCUGUUUUGGAAUCUAAACACACUGGACGACUACAGACGCCUCUACACACAUCUUGGAAACAGCGACCCUUGCUUUAUAGACGAUUGGACUCAAGACGAAGAAUUUGGACGUCAGGUUCUAACAGGGGUUUCCCCUCUUGUAGUGAAACGCUGCGUCACGUUACCUGAAUACUGCAACGUCACCGACAGUGAUGUCAUCAAGGAACUACCAACCGAUUGUAGUUUAGAUGAAGAAAUAAAGGGCGGCCGUAUAUUUAUUGUCGAUCUAACUUACACGAAAAACGUCGAACGGAAUGUUGAUUCAAAAACUGGCGAACCGUUCGUGUGUGCUGAUUGUCUUGCAUUGUUUCGUGUGAAUGACGCUGGAAAGUUUGUCCCAAUAGCGAUCCAACUUACCCCAGAUGAUCCGGAGUCUAUUUUCACUCCGUCUGAUAAAUAUUACGAUUGGUUGUUGGCUAAAAUUUACUUCCGGGCUACUUUACAAAGUUCCCACGAGUGGCAUUAUCAUUUCCUUAACACGCAUGGAGUUUCGGAAACUUUCAGCGUGGCAACACUGCGGUGCUUCCCACGUUGUCACCCCGUGUUUAAAUUGUUACAACCUCACCUCAAGACAGUCCCCAAUAUAAACACUGACGCUAGGGUGCUGGUUAUUCCACCCAAGUCUCUUGUGAACAAAUCAAACCACUUGAGUGGUUCGUCAUUCAUACGUGAAUGUUUCAAAACCUUCGAUAUUUCUCAACUUGAUAUCCCGAGUAUGAUUCGGAAAAACGGAACUGACGAUUGUGGGGAUCUACCUAAUUACCAUUACCGUGAUGACGCAAUCAAAAUCUGGAAUGUCAUACAAGAUUACGUGUCUGACGUCAUACGUUACUAUUACUGGUCAGAUAAAGACAUUGUCAACGAUUAUGAACUGCAGGGCUGGGCGCACGAUGUCGCUGUGGAGGGGUUCGGGUGGCAAGACGGGAACACUAGAGGCGCUCCAGAGAAUAUUGUUUCCGUCGAGCAGCUGGUGUGGUAUUGCACUCUCAUCAUAUUCACAAGCUCUGCGCAACAUUCAGCCGUCAAUUUUGGCCAGCGUGAGACUUACAAGUUUAUUCCUAACGCCCCUGGUUGCAUGGUGUUGCCUGUUCAUAAACGUGGCGAGGGAUCAUUGGAACGUAUAAUGAGCAGCCUUCCAGGGAUCAGGGUAUCUAGUCUGAUUAUUUCAUUCGCAUAUUCUCUUUCCGAAUUCACACAGAACGAGAUAUAUCUUGGAGAUUUCCCGGAACGUUUGUUUAGCGAAGAAGAAGUUUUAGAGUUUCAGUUUUUGUUUAAACGAAAAUUAGACAAACUGGCAACCGAGUUGAAAAGAAGAAACCAAGAUUUAAAAUAUCCAUAUAUUGAUCUUAUGCCAGGCCGUAUUCCUAUUAGUAUAUCGAUAUAAAAUAAAUCAACGCAAUUUUAAAGUUAAUUUGUAUGUGGUGGAUUAUUAACUUUAAAAAUGCGCAAAAACGUGCUGCGUCACCGUAAUUCGCUUGACUUGCGUAAGGUUAACCAUUUAUUACGUUACAAUAGCGAUAUGUUUUGUCACAGUAGUGACAUAUUACGCACGUUACAGCACGAGGAGCACGUUAUAUUCUUGAUUUUCGCACUGUUUUAUGCUAGGGAAAACCCCAAGCCCUAAUCCUUAACCCAACCCUAACCCCUACUUUUAACCCCUAAAUCCCCCAAAAAACUAACAAAUUACGUAAUCUGUAAUGUAGAAAUCAAAGGUGGUAAUACGCAUUCUAUGACGUAAUAAUCUAACCUUUGACGGCUCGUGUGGAAAAUACGAUGACGCAGCACGAUUUCGCGCAUUUUCAAAGUUAAUUUUCGAUACGAUCGCCCAAGUUUUUUCAAAAAUUAUACAGCGGGUAUCAGGAAGACGUAAGGAACAUUUUGAUACCAACAUUUUUACUGGUCACCAGCGGCAGUAUUACCCUGGUCACCAAGGACAAGAAUACCCUGUAAAGAGUUCUGUAAUAUAUACCGAAUCUAUGUAUUAUAUGUUCUCUCGAAUUUUGUAUAAAUAAAAUAUUUGUGAAUGU